This is a messenger RNA of Fulvia fulva, 2442 nucleotides long. Its product is annotated as Dilute domain-containing protein. The record is from RefSeq and is a predicted model, not a curated record. Bases 1 to 2442 code for a protein of 813 amino acids. Gene Ontology annotation, molecular function: GTPase binding. The transcript is spliced from 2 exons. Lineage: Eukaryota; Fungi; Ascomycota; Dothideomycetes; Mycosphaerellales; Mycosphaerellaceae.
AUGGACGCGGUGGCAGAGCGAGAUGUGGGCGACAGGGAGAAGAGGGAUAGCUCGUUCGAGGAGCAGCAUGAGUCUGACGAAGACGAGAAUGUGAAGCCACGCGGCCUCCCUUCAGACCUUCCACGCACACUGGACGAUCGCAAGAACUUCUCGGGCUACAAGGAAGAGACAGAGUACUAUGAUGCAUGGCAGGGCCAAUCGCAAUUCCUGUCCGCUCCCACCAUCGCACAACCACUCAACUUCAACCUUUCUUUGAACGAGCCAGACGACGACAGCUUCGGCGACUAUGGCAACGAUGAUGAACGAAUGGCACAGUUCCUUGCAUCGCAAGCGCGGAGGAACGAGGACCCAGGCGAGGCAGAGGAAGAUCAGAUCUUGAAUGAUGAGCGGAGAUCGCCCGAGCAGAAGACGCAAGAGCUGCAACUUCUGCUCAGCCGAGCUGCUCGCAACGGCGAGACUGCACGUGUGCAGAGGUUGGCGCGUGGUGCUGCGUCACAAUUCAUCGACAUUGACGCCGUGGAUGCUGAUGGGUCCCCGCCAUUGCUAUACGCAAGCUGCUUCGGGUACAAGGAUGCAGUAAUCACUCUGCUAAACGCUGGUGCCGAAGUUGACAGCCAAGACCGCAAUCAGUGGACUGCACUCAUGUGGGCUAUCUCCAACGGUCACAAGGACAUCGCAAAGACAUUGCUCGACCACGGCGCAUCCACGGACGCCAAAUCGUCGAGCGGUAGAACAGCACUUGAUUUCGUGCCAGCGAACAGCGAAAUGCUGAGAAUGUUGCAAGGCAACGGCUACAGCAUAGGGAGCGUUGGUGCGUCCAACGACUUCUACGACUCCGGCUUUUCACAAGAUCGCUUCGAGGAGGAGCUGGCGGAGAGUGAGCAGAGGCGGCGGAUGAUGAUGGAAAGCGCCAUUAACCUCGAAGUCGACCUGGGAAACUUAGGCUUGGACGAAAACCCCGAGUCGGAAGACGAUUUCGAGGACGGGCAGGACUUUGUAUGGGAUAAGUGCCUCCACGAUCAGAUGUUCGUCUUCAUGGAGAACGACAUCGAGCGAAUAUUGGAUAUAGUCGUCACGAAGAUGACUCCACAACGAACACCAUCGCAAAAGCCAGUGCCGGCAAACCUCAUCUUUCUGGGUGCCCGAUAUGCGCACUACCACGCCGACAAAGGACUGCUAGCGGACUGGCUGGAGUCGGCGCAGGACAAGAUAUAUGACGUUGUGGAUCGCUGUCAGUGGGACAUGACGAUGCUAGCCUUUUGGGCAUCAAAUGUCUCUCUGCUGCUGCACUACCUCAAGAAGGAUACUGGCUUGACACAAGAGACAACACCAUUCCAGGCACAAAUGUCAGAGCUGAUUCAUGAGAUCUAUAUAUUGAUCAUCAGAGAUGCUGAAAGACGAAUGGACAAGGUGUUGAAUGCCGCCGUUCUGGACCACGAAACAAUACAGGGCUUCGAAGACGUGACGUUUCAAAACGAGUGGAAGUUCCUCAAAAAGAAGAAAGAGGUCAAGCCUGAACCUGCAGAGAAGCGCUUCAGGCCGCCAUCACCCAAACGCAAGGCGCAGCCAUCGCCACGAAAUAUCACGUCGCUAUUGUCAUCAACACUAUUCGUACUGGAUCUUUACGAUGUGCAUUCAGUCAUUACGGCGCAGAUACUAUCGCAGCUCUAUUACUGGCUGAGUGCCGAGAUCUUUAAUCGGAUAAUGUCCAACAAGAGGUACCUUUCCAGGACGAAAGCCAUGCAAAUUCGCAUGAACAUAUCGACGCUGGAGGAUUGGGCGCGGACGAACAAUCGACAGCCAGAACACUACGAGAAUGGUAAUACGAACGCAGCAGGAGAGACUACUGUAGAGGCAGCCAAGCGCCACCUUGCGCCUGUGGUACAGUUGUUGCAAUGGCUGCAGUGUUUCUCCAGUAUCGGAGAUGAUCAGAAUGGUCUGGAGACCACGUUACAGCAACUGCCCAACCUUCAUACCAAGCAACUACUACAUGCAGUCAAGCACUAUCGCGCGGAAGUUGGCGAGAAGACUCUGUCGAGACCCGCAUUGAGGCACAUUCAGGAAGUGAAGAGCAGACCAUUGGCACCUAGUACAGAACCACAGCCUGCUGCUCCAGGGGCGCCCCAAACACCGACGAAGCCGGGCGCUGCGAACGGCAAUACAACACCACAACCGCCGCCGACGCCAACUCUGCAGCCGGAUGCAGACGACACACCUGAAAACAACCUCAUGAACCCAGCACUUCUUCUGCCUUUCCACCUUCCGACGUCAACAGACAUGCUCAUAAGCUACGGCGCAGGCUUUGGAGGGGUCAACAAGGAACGAGAAAGACGAUACACGCCAUCGGUGCCUGCGGAAUUUCUAACAAAGCUGGAUCCAGCUGGUGGCCAGCAGAGGAGUAACCUGUACGAAAAUGCCCAUUUCAGCGACUCGACCGAGUAG